Cladophialophora yegresii CBS 114405 is the source of this 966-nucleotide messenger RNA. RefSeq lists its product as uncharacterized. The record is from RefSeq and is a predicted model, not a curated record. NCBI's taxonomy places the organism in Eukaryota, Fungi, Ascomycota, Eurotiomycetes, Chaetothyriales, Herpotrichiellaceae. The transcript has a single exon. The coding region runs from base 1 to 966 and encodes 321 amino acids.
AUGGGAUCUGCAAGUCUACAAGAAUGCACUUCUACCAAGUUCCGCCGCAUAGGUCAAGGCUUCUGUGGAACAGUGUGGGCAGCCGAAGGAGGCACAAUGGCGAUGAAAAGAGAAGACGGUGGUCCAGGCCGGUCUCUUCUUAACGACUACCACAUGCACAAACUUGUGCUGGACACCGCCUUCCAAGAGAAGAAUUCUGUGUGCGUGCCACGUUGGCCGAGUCUCGUCAGAAACAACGACAGUUGGUGGGAUGCGAAUCUCUCCAGAUUCCCACUUGGCUACACUACCUGCAAUGUUCUCUGCGCCGAACGCAUACCACCACUGCCGCAAGAGGUGAGGCAUCGUCUCAUCGACCGGUACUGCCCUCCCGCAGCAAUUGCAACCAUCAAGGCCAAUGACGCCGACCACGACUGCUUGGUUCGACCAUACCUGGGUCGACGAAAGAUCCAAAACGAGGCUCGGAGAGGACGCAACUUCUUCUCCCUGCGCAACUAUCCUUUACAUCUCAACCAGGCAGAGGAUCUCGACCUCCCGAUUCUGAAGUACGCGCAUGCAAUGGCCGAGAUGCUGGCCAUGAUGCACUGGACUGCGAAGAUUGACGCUAAUGACAUCGAGUUUGUGCUGGCAGGCGUUCAACAGCAACCAGAAAUUGCCCGCACAAUAUACACACACGACUUUCUGGGCACUCACUCUCUGUGGGUCCUGGACUUUGACUGCUGCAAGACUCUGACCAUGGACGACGCAGGCAUAGAGCAAGCCGCGCGCGCAUUCCUAAGGAACGACCCAUACUUCCCUCGCCCUGCAAUCAACACACAAUCCCCCGAUGGCAAUUUGUGGAAUGAGUUUCGUACCCGCUAUCUGGUGUGCAGUCAGAAUCUCGUCACUGAUCAUGGCGUAGACUGUCUCGCUUUACCCGAGAAAUUCGUUACACGUGUUGCGGAAAUGCACGAACAAGGCAAAGAUUAG